GCAGCUCUCAAAAAAGGCACAAACAACUGAAGGACGGGCACCAUUCCAUAUGUCAAAAGCAUGUUGAAAGAAAAAUAAGGAAGGCAGGAGCCUCAGUAUGAAUCAGUCUAGACCUAGGUUAGGUAAUGAUGGUGAAGAACCCUCAUCUCAAGACCGUAAUGAUCGUGAAAGUGGGAGAAGAAGGCAGCAAGAACGCCUCCUUAGAGAAGAAGCCUAUUAUCAGUUUAUUAAUGAACUCAGUGAUGAAGAUUAUCGGCUAAUGAGAGACCACAAUCUUUUAGGCACCCCUGGAGAAAUAACAUCACAAGAACUGCAGCAGUGGUUAGAUGGAGUGAAGGAGCAGCUAGCAUCUCAGCCUGACUUGAGAAAUGGGACAAAUAACAGAGACUUGGAAGUCCCUAGAGAAAGUUCAAGUGAAGAUUCUUUGCUAGAAGGGCUGCACACCUUUCGUCUUACUAGCAAUGCCACUCGAAGUGGACAAAAUGGGAACCAAACUUGGAGAGCUGUGAGUCGAACAAACCCAACCAGUGGAGAGUUUCGGUUUAGUCUGGAAAUCCACAUAAAUCAAGAGAAUAGAGGAUUUGAAAUUCGUGGGGAAGAUGAGAUGGGCACUUCACAUCCAGAUAUUAUUAGAGAUCAUAUGAGAAGUAGGCAACAAAGAUCAACUAGUCGUGUGGCUCGGAGAACAAGAAGCCAAACCUCAGUGAAUUUCAGUGGUGGUAGUUCCAACGCUCCAAGGACUAGGCUUGGGUCGAGGAGGCAGAAUUCAGUGGAUGGAUCGCACUCUCCACUGGGAAGGUUAAGGAGUAGAACUGGGAGAACGGUUGGUGCUCCCAGAAGUAGCGCUUCACACAGUAACUUUAGUAGUCAAUCAGGUGGUAGUGAACUCAGGCAAAGGAAAGGACAGCGAUUUGGAGCAGCACAUAUUUGGGAAAACGGGGCUAGAAGUAAUGUUACAGUGAGGAAUACAAACCAAAGAUUAGAGCCAAUAAGAUUGCAGUCUACUUUCAGUAGCUGAAGCUGCUCACCAAUUCAGAGACAGAGUGGUACUGUUUAUAAUUCCCAAAGGGAAAGUAGACCUUCACGGCAAACUGGUAGGUCUGUGAGGAGAAGAGGUAUAACUCAGGUCUUUUUGGAUCCAGAUAGAGAACAAAGAGGCACUACAUAUUCCCAGUUCUCUAAUUCAAGACUUGUGUCAAGAAUAACAGUAGAAGAAGGGGAGGAGUCCAACAGAUCCUCACCUGCUGUUUCACGGCAUCCAACAAUUACACUGAACCUUCAAGUAAGAAGGAUUCGUCCUGGAGAAAAUAGAGAUCAGGAUAGUAUUGCAAGUGGGACCCGAUCCAGAGCAGGGCUGGCAGAAAACACAGUCACUGUUGAAAGCGAUAGUGGGGGAUUUCGCAGAACCAUUUCUCGUUUAGAGCGGUCAGGCAUUCGAGCCUAGGUCAGUACCAUAACAGUGCCUCUUCGUAGGAUUUCUGAGAAUGAGGUUGUUGAGCCAUCCUCAACGGCUCUUCGGUCAAUUUUUAGGCAGAUUGUGACUGGGUUUGGAGAGCUGAGUUCUCUAAUGGAGGCAGAAUCAGAGUCAGAGAUUCAGAGAAAUGGUCAGCAUUUGCCAGAACUGAAUAGUUUAGGUACAGCUGAUGACAGCAGCCAGCGAAGUGAAAGUUCCUCUCAACACAGGCGAGCCCAAAGAGAUAGCACUGAAAUGCCAGGUGAAAAUGAGUCCACUCGGCCUCAGCACAGAAGCGGUGCCAAUAGAAGUCGCAGGCAGCUGCGAAACUCAAACAGUUUGGUAGCCGGAACACUACCUAUUCUUCGCCUUGCUCGCUUCUUUUUAUUAAACGAAAGUGACGAUGAUCAAAUACAUGGUUUAACCAAAGAGCAGAUUGACAAUCCUUCUACCCGGAACUAUGAGCAUAGCAGCAUUGACAAUGAACUAAAUAAAAUUUGUAGUGUUUGUAUCAGUGGCUGUGUAACUGGAAACAAGCUCAGGCAGUUACCCUGCAUGCACGAAUUUCACAUUCAUGACCGAUGGCUGUCAGAGAAUUGCACUUGUCCAGUCUGUCGGCAGCCUGUUUUCGAUUCCAGUAGAGCAAACAAUGGGUGAAAUAAAGGGAUCUAUUCAAAUAUUGUAUUUUAAUAGAUCUGAGUGUGUAAACAUUCUUUCAUUGAGUUGUAAUGAGCUAACCAGGAUGAAGAAUAAGAUUAUAGUUUGAACUAUUUUUGUGUGCUUUUUUAACUUGUCAAGAGUAGAAUUUAUAUAAAUUUAAAAUAAAAAUGUUAAAUUGUCCAGAAGUACAGAAUAGUUAAUAUUGCUAGAACCAUAUAAUCUUUAAAAUGUUUCUAUUUUGGUAAUUUUGUCAUGCUAAGCACUUUUGUAUCUGCACAAUUCAAUGACUUAAAAAUCUUCCUCUUUUCAUAUUAUUACAGAAGACUUAUUUGAGUUUUUAAGUUUCAUAAGCUUAGUACUAUGUCUAGCCAUUAAUGUCUAAGCCUUUCAAAGAAUGUUUGGGCUGAAUGUUUACUAUGUAUAUUUAAGUUGCCUGAAAUGAUAAUUUAAUAUGCAACAUACAUUAGGUGUAUAUAUAGAUAUAUAAUUUUAAGGUUAAAAUAUCUUGUCUAAAAACUAUAAAUAUGAUUCUUAUUUAAGCUUUUGGGCUAAUACUGUAUAUGACA
Messenger RNA from Octodon degus (degu), 2679 nucleotides. Its product is annotated as E3 ubiquitin-protein ligase RNF6-like. Gene Ontology annotation, biological process: protein ubiquitination; positive regulation of DNA-templated transcription; ubiquitin-dependent protein catabolic process. The record is from RefSeq and is a predicted model, not a curated record. Gene Ontology annotation, molecular function: ubiquitin protein ligase activity. Gene Ontology annotation, cellular component: cytoplasm; nucleoplasm. Lineage: Eukaryota; Metazoa; Chordata; Mammalia; Rodentia; Octodontidae.